AUGGCGAAACAAGUCGACAUCAAACGGACCCCGUCCCCAGUGGUGUCGAUUGAGGAUGGCAGCAUGCGUAAGGCAACCGCAGAGGAUGCGAGAUUGCAGGAGAUGGGGUAUGAGCAACAGAUGAAAAGAGGCUUCAACUUCUGGUCCAUGACUGCCUUUUGUCUGACGGGCUUGGGACUGCUGCCCAGUCUUGGAGGCACGAUCUGGUACAGUUUGGGCUUUCUCGGUCUGCUGCCCAUGACAUGGGGAUGGCUCAUCGCUGUCUUCUUCAUCAUGUUCGAGGUCUUUGCUCUUGCCGAAUUGAGCUCUGCGAUGCCAACAGCGGGUGGGUUAUAUUAUUGGACAUAUCGAACGGCACCUCCAAAACUGAAAAGAUUCGCCUGCUGGGUAACUGCCUGGUGCAUGGUCCUCUCAGCCUCUCUCGGAGGCGGUUCGUUCUUCAUGACUCAGGCAAACAUGAUCCAAGCCCUGGUCGCCAUGUUCCAUCCUGAUUUUGCGCCAACUGAUUGGCAGUUAUAUCUGAUUUACCUCGCAUGCGUUUUCCUCUGCGCAGCAGCAAUGGUUUUGCCGAGCAAGAUCCUCGGUCGACUGAGUAACAUUUUCGUCUGGCUGGGCACGAUCACAUUCUUCGUGAUGCUCGUUGCUUUGCCAGUAUAUGCUCACAAGAACGGCCGUACCAACUCUGCCAAACAGAUGUUCACUUCAUCAUAUAACCAGACGCACUGGGAAAACAAGGCAUUUGUUUUCCUGAUGACAUUCAUGGUGCCUCUCUGGUGUAUCAGCGGCUACGACUCGACCGCACAUCUGGCUGAGGAAACAGAGAACGCAUCUGUCGCAGUGCCUCGCGCGAUGUGGAUCUCGUGUGCUGCAGUUGCAGUUCUCGGCUAUAUUUUCAAUGUGGUUUUGGCAUACGUCGCGACAGACAUUGAUGCGAUCUUCUCGUCUCCCCUCGGCCAGCCACUCGGAGCGAUUCUUGUACUAUCCAUGGGUGAUGGCGGCUUUACAAAGCUCCUGUGGAUCUGCACGGUGAUCUCGAACUUCGGUGUCGUCUUCGUCAUCAACACAGCGGGCACCAGGAUUUAUUUUGCGUAUGCACGAGAUGGCGCACUGCCGAUGGCGAAAUGGUUGAGCACAGUCAACCCGGUCACGAAAACGCCCAUCAACGCGACCAUUGCGCUUUCCACCGUUUUCGCUUUGCUGGGUCUUAUCUCCCUCGGCUCCUCAACAGCGUUGCAUGCGUUCUUCUCCGGAUCGUCCUUGGCUGGAGCUGUCACUUAUCUGAUGCCAGUAUUGAUGAGAUGCCUUUAUGAAGACAACCCAGACUACGUACCCGGACCAUUCAGUCUCGGCAAAUGGUCACGGCCAAUCAGAUGGGUAGCCAGCAUAUGGACAAUAUUCACACUCCCCCUCCUUGCCCUACCCGAGAAUCCUUAUCCGACAGCCAAGACGUUCAACUGGAGUCCGGUUUUCUUCGUCGGACUUCUGAGUAUUGUCGUGCCCUGGUAUUUCUUCCGAGCGCAUAAGUGGUUCCAUGGACCGACUGUGCAGAGCGCAGCUGGAAUGGCUUAUUGA
Messenger RNA from Exophiala bonariae, 1572 nucleotides. RefSeq lists its product as uncharacterized. NCBI's taxonomy places the organism in Eukaryota, Fungi, Ascomycota, Eurotiomycetes, Chaetothyriales, Herpotrichiellaceae. Gene Ontology annotation, molecular function: transmembrane transporter activity. Gene Ontology annotation, biological process: transmembrane transport. The transcript is spliced from 10 exons. The record is from RefSeq and is a predicted model, not a curated record. Gene Ontology annotation, cellular component: membrane. The coding region runs from base 1 to 1572 and encodes 523 amino acids.